Molecule: messenger RNA, 1364 nt
Organism: Phalacrocorax carbo (great cormorant)
Lineage: Eukaryota; Metazoa; Chordata; Aves; Suliformes; Phalacrocoracidae
Source: RefSeq, a predicted model, not a curated record
UGCCGCUGGGGCGUGCCCUGCCGGGCGGGGCGGAGCAGUGACGUGCGGCCGAGGCAGCGCCCCGUACCCUUGAUCAGGCGACAGAAGAUGGCGGCGGCGCUGACCCUCGCCCAGCGGAUCGCCCGGUCAGGUGUACUGCCUCUCUGCCGCCGGCCUCUGGCUUGGGGCAGAGCCCACCAGGAGCCCCCCGGCCCUCUGCUCACCCCAUGUCGUGCCUUCAGCAACAACAAGAUCCUGGUGGAGCUGGAUGAGAGCUCAGGCGUUGCCACGAUGAAAUUCAAGAGCCCCCCAGUCAACAGCCUUAACCUGGACUUCCUCACUGAGUUUUGCAUAAGCCUGGAGAAGCUGGAGAACGACCGGGCCUGCCGCGGCGUCAUCUUGACAUCCGCCAUCCCCAAAAUCUUCUCAUCAGGCCUGGACAUCACCGAGAUGUGCGGGAAGAGCACGGAGCACUAUGCCGAGUUCUGGAGAGCUGUGCAGGAGAUGUGGCUCCAGAUGUACAGCUCCAACAUGGUGACAGUCGCUGCAGUCAAUGGGUCCAGCCCAGCGGGAGGCUGUCUCAUUGCCUUGACGUGUGACUACAGGAUCAUGGCGGAGAACCCCAAAUUCAGCAUCGGCCUGAAUGAAGCCCAGCUGGGCAUUGUGGCUCCCUUCUGGUUUAAGGACACAUUUGUGAACACUGUGGGACACCGAGUUGCUGAACGCUCCCUCCAGCUGGGCUCCCUCUACCCUGCACCUGAGGCCCACAGGUUUGGCCUUGUUGAUGAGCUGGUGCCAGAGGAGAAGCUCCAGGAGAAGGCUGCAGCUGUUAUGGCCCAGUGGCUGGCCCUUCCUGACCAUGCCCGUCAGCUCACCAAGUCCAUGAUGAGGAAGGCGGUGUUGGACCGCCUGGUAGCUCACCGGGAGGAAGACAUUCAGAACUUCAUCAGCUUCAUCUCAAAAGAGUCCAUCCAGAAAUCACUUCGCAUGUAUAUGGAGAUGCUGAAGAAGAAGAAGAGCUGAGGAGCCAGCCAGCUGGAUCCCAGUCCCAGGAGUUCAAGUGAUCCUCCAAAAUGCUGCAAUAGCUGUAGACUUUCACAGUGAAGCCAUUUGCAGUGUCAGCAAUGGGUGACUUGCUGCCUGUUUCCAUGGCCCCCAACCGCCCCUUCCCCUUAGUCCCCAUAGAGUGCCUGACACCACCGCUGCCUUUCCUGAGAGCAGGGAGAGCUGCUCGGCUCCCCCAAGGAAUGGACCUGGAGAGGGUCUUGAUGCUGCUGUGUCCUGAGCUGCUGUGUCCUGAGCCUGUCGGUGCUUGGAUACCCUUCCUCUGUCCAACAGCUAAUUGCGAAAUGAGAUUUGUUAAUAAAAUCUUUGAUGAGGUAGGA